Molecule: messenger RNA, 4454 nt
Organism: Jaculus jaculus (lesser Egyptian jerboa)
Lineage: Eukaryota; Metazoa; Chordata; Mammalia; Rodentia; Dipodidae
Gene: Ppp1r10
Product: protein phosphatase 1 regulatory subunit 10
Exons: 20
Coding region: 705-3377 (890 amino acids)
Cellular component (GO): nucleus
Molecular function (GO): metal ion binding
Source: RefSeq, a predicted model, not a curated record
UUUUAGCUGCGUCACAAUCGAACUAGACGCCAAAAUUGCAUUUUUUCUGGACCAGUCACAGCGGCUCUUGGAUUCCAUACCGAGUGUGUGACUUUGAUGCAAUUUUAAGGGCGAUUUUAACUGAGAUCGUCACAGUGCGCAUGCGUCCGGCCGUUUCUAACCAACCCUGGGUUGAAUUUUCUCGGAGAAAGACAGGCCGGCCACCAGGAAAACAGAAACGACCCUCAGCAACAUCUAAGCCCUUGAAAGGAUCCUGAGAGGGGGGAAAGGGAAAACAGCAGCCACCAGCCCAACCACUUGUGUCUUCUGCCCCUCCCCACCUAUCUUGCCCACCCCACCAGCCCACGCUGCUUGGGACUUGAGAUCUGUGGCCGAAGGACCGUCACCACAUAACUUCAAAAAUAACCACCUUCCCUGCCCAAACCCACUCAGUUUCACUCAUCCAGCGUUUCCUUUUUGGAAUCCACUCAAAAAAUAUUUUUUUUUCUACGACCCCCCUCCCUAAAUGGAGUUGGGUGGGGGGGGAAUGAAUACUGAGUUGGCCUUUACUUUUUAAGAGACUUUUUGAUCCAAUGAGGCCCCCCAAGUAAUUGAGUUUUGGGUCCUGGUUGGUUGUUUUAAUUUUUUUUUCCUCCAAAAUUUUACCCCCUCCCCCCUGAGCCCGAGGUGCUGACGUCGCAAAAAAAUUGGAUAAAACCAUCAGCAUGGGUUCGGGUCCCAUAGACCCCAAAGAGCUUCUAAAGGGCCUGGACAGCUUCCUUACCCGGGAUGGAGAAGUGAAGAGUGUGGAUGGGAUUUCCAAGAUCUUUAGUCUGAUGAAGGAAGCAAGAAAGAUGGUGAGUCGAUGUACUUACUUGAACAUUAUCCUGCAGACCCGUUCUCCAGAAAUACUGGUCAAGUUUAUCGACGUUGGUGGCUAUAAGCUUCUGAACAAUUGGCUGACAUAUUCAAAGACAACCAACAACAUUCCUCUCCUACAGCAAAUUCUGCUAACCCUGCAGCACCUCCCACUCACUGUGGACCAUCUCAAACAGAACAAUACAGCAAAACUGGUGAAGCAGCUGAGCAAGUCCAGUGAGGAUGAAGAGCUCCGGAAAUUGGCCUCAGUCCUUGUCAGUGACUGGAUGGCUGUCAUUCGCUCCCAAAGCAGUACCCAGCCUGCGGAGAAAGAUAAAAAGAAAAGGAAAGAAGAAGGGAAAAGUCGAACCACCCCUCCUGAGCGACCUUUGACUGAAGUGAAGGCCGAGGCCCGCACUGAGGAGGCCCCAGAAAAGAAGAAGGAGAAGCCCAAGUCACUUCGAACUACAGCACCCAGUCAUGCCAAGUUCCGUUCCACUGGACUAGAGCUGGACACCCCAUCUUUGGUGCCUGUGAAGAAGAACGCCAGCGCGGUGGUGGUGUCAGACAAGUACAAUCUGAAGCCCAUCCCCCUCAAGCGGCAGAGUGCCACUGCCACUCUGGGAGAUGCUGCGCCCCCUGCUGAGAAGAAGUACAAACCCCUCAACACCGCCCCCAAUGCCACCAAAGAGAUUAAAGUGAAGAUCAUCCCCCCACAGCCUAUGGAGGGUCUGGGCUUUCUGGAUGCUCUCAAUUCAGCCCCUGUACCAGGCAUUAAAAUUAAGAAGAAGAAGAAGGUUCUUUCACCUACUGCUACCAAGCCCAGCCCCUUUGAAGGGAAAACGAGCACUGAACCAAGCAUGGCCAAGCCUUCUUCCCCAGAGCCAGCACCCCCCUCUGAGCCUAUGGACACAGACCGCCCAGGCACCCCAGUGCCACCCGUUGAAGUCCCAGAGCUCGUAGAUACAGCCUCUUCAGAGCCGGGAGCUCUAGAUGCAAAGCCUGUGGAGAGUCCUGGGGAUUCCAGCCAGCUGACCCGUAAAGGCAGGAAGAGGAAAACUGUGACAUGGCCUGAAGAGGGCAAACUUCGAGAGUAUUUCUAUUUUGAGCUGGAUGAAACAGAACGAGUAAAUGUGAACAAGAUCAAGGACUUUGGAGAGGCAGCUAAGCGUGAGAUAUUGUCUGAUCGCCAUGCAUUUGAGACAGCUCGGAGACUAAGCCAUGACAACAUGGAGGAGAAAGUGCCCUGGGUGUGCCCCCGGCCUCUGGUUCUGCCUGCUCCUCUUGUCACCCCUGGAAGCAACAGCCAGGAGCGGUACAUCCAGGCUGAGCGGGAGAAAGGCAUCCUGCAGGAGCUGUUCCUGAACAAGGAGAGUCCCCAUGAACCUGAUCCUGAGUCCUAUGAGCCCAUACCCCCAAAGCUCAUCCCCCUAGAUGAGGAGUGUUCUAUGGACGAGGCACCAUAUGUUGAGACCCUGGAACCUGGAGGGUCUGGCUCACCUGAUGGGGUAGGAGGCUCCAAGCUGCCUCCAGUUCUGGCCAACCUUAUGGGAAGCAUGGGUGCUGGAAAGAGCCCCCAAGGCCCUGGAGGAGGAGGCAUCAAUGUUCAGGAGAUCCUCACUUCCAUCAUGGGCAGCCCAAACAGCCAUCCUUCAGAGGAGCUGCUGAAACAGCCAGACUACUCGGACAAGCUCAAGCAGAUGCUGGUCCCACAUGGACUCCUAGGUCCUGGUCCAGUAGCCAAUGGUUUCCCACCAGGUGGGCCUGGGGGCCCCAAAAAUAUGCAGCACUUCCCCCCUGGGCCUGGGGGACCUAUGCCAGGUCCCCACGGAGGUCCUGGUGGACCAGUGGGUCCACGUCUCCUGGGUCCCCCACCUCCUCCCCGAGGGGGUGAUCCCUUCUGGGAUAGUCCAGGUGACCCCAUGCGAGGUGGCCCAAUGCGAGGGGGUCCAGGACCAGGUCCUGGACCAUACCAUAGAGGGCGAGGUGGCCGUGGAGGAAAUGAACCACCACCACCCCCUCCAUUCCGAGGGGCAAGAGGAGGCCGCUCUGGAGGAGGACCCCCCAACGGACGAGGAGGUCCUGGUGGAGGCAUGGUUGGAGGUGGCGGACAUCGUCCCCAUGAAGGCCCCGGUGGAGGCAUGGGCAGCGGCAGUGGACAUCGCUCCCAUGAUGGCCCUGGUGGAGGAAUGGGCAGUGGACAUCGCUCCCAUGAAGGCCCUGGUGGGAGCAUGGGUGGGAGUGGUGGACAUCGCUCCCAUGAAGGCCCUGGACAUGGGGGACCCCAUGGCCAUCGUCCACAUGAUGUCCCUGGUCACCGAGGCCAUGACCACCGAGGGCCACCACCUCAUGAACACCGUGGCCAUGAUGGCCCUGGCCACGGAGGAGGGGGUCACCGAGGGCAUGAUGGAGGCCACAGCCACGGAGGAGACAUGUCAAAUCGCCCAGUAUGCCGACAUUUCAUGAUGAAGGGCAACUGCCGCUAUGAGAACAACUGUGCCUUCUACCACCCGGGUGUCAACGGCCCCCCCCUGCCCUAGGGACCACGGCCUGUAGCCUUGCUCCUUCCACUCUGUUAUGGCUUCUGUGAGGCCCAUUUCCCCCUUUCCCCAGCUGAUGAGGAGCCGGCCCCCUCAGUUCCCACCUGUUGGGAUUCCUGGGGGCUUUCUGAUCACUGGUGCGCAUUGAUGUACAUAUUUUCCUCCAGUCUGGGGAGGAGAGAGACUGGACACAAUGUGUGUGUGCUGGACUGCUGAGGAGACCUGGUUGGCUUCACUUUAUGAGGAGAUCCACUCUGCCCCACAUCCCUUUCCAGUAUUACCCCUGAUGUUUGACAACCUAACGCUGGUUGUCCUAGAGAUGCUUCUGUGCUCCUGUUGGGGGUCUUCCACACGCACACGGGACUCAGACUGGGGUCAGCUACAUCCUAAGCCAGUUCAUUAUCGUGUAGGGGUGGGGAUGGUGAGGGGUACUGUAUGUCCCAAUGCACUGAAAGGGCUCAAGCAGGCUGGAAUUGAGUUCUGGAACACACAACCACCCCGUCUCCCUGCCCCAGCCGGCCAGUCAUUAUAAACACUUUCUCAAGACUUAGCAAAAACUGUCAGCACCCAAGUUGGUAUUGAGGGCUGGCUGCUAGGUUCUUUGAUGGCACGUUCUUGUCAGCACCCAGUGGAAGUUUUAGCUGGCAGGCAUGUGGCCUGCAAUGUUGGUCCACCCUUGCCCAUGACCAUUCUAGAGACUUCAUAAAUACUUCUGUGAGAGCAGCUUUUUGCCCGGUGCACUGGGCCCGACAGUCACUACAUGCACUGCCUUUUGGGAGUUGGCUUGCUCCUUCCCCGCAUGGAACCUUGUCAGUGUGAGGCUUCCAGCCACCUCACCUGCAGCACCUCCGAAUCCCCACCAGGUGCUUCCUGGGUGGGUUCAGCAGGAUUCACCCUUCCCAGCCUCUCCUUCACCUGUCUUGGCAUCAGUUGUUUUCUAUGAAAACAGUGGAUUGGCUUUGUGCAGGGUUAGGGUUUGAACCACGAUGGAUUUGAGGAUGAGUGUUUAAUUUUUCUUUGGUUUUGUAUAUUUUGUACAUUAAUAAUAAACAGUGGAAAGAGAAGCAGCUUAUUUAA